GCAAGCACAUGGCUACACCUAGAGUGCAUACUACAAUACUAGUGUGUAAAAUAGACCGCGUCCCCGUGUCCAGUAGUGAUGAUAGUGUAGUAUUUUAGCGCACUGUUUAGUACAGCAGGAUGGCAGCUUUACUGUGAGAGAAGCUUUAGUUUCAUCUGGUUAAUUUAGUCCGCAGCUCAUUGAUCACACUGUCGUGUUGUUGUGUACAUUUGUGUAAAACACACACUUUCAGAAAACACUGACAACCAACUGCUAGUAAAGUAGCUGCGUUACCUGUUGCACCUGAGUAUAAUGGAGCAUUUACCGGACUGUAAUAAGAAAUAUAAAGACGUGGAGUACUGGAAUGAACGCUACAAAACCGAGGAGACUUUUGAGUGGUUCGGGGACUUCGCUAAAUUUCGCCAUCUUCUGGUCCAGCAUGUGGGUAAAGAGGAAAACAUCCUGAUGUUGGGUUGUGGGAACAGUGCUCUAAGCUUGCACAUGUACCUGGCUGGCUACAAAACCAUCACUAACGUGGACUACUCCAGUGUGUGUGUGGAGAGUAUGGCUCAGCGUCACUCCGACUGCAUGGGCAUGAGCUGGGUGUGCAUGGAUGCCCGUCGUCUGGCUUUCCCUGAUAACUCAUUUGACGUUGUAAUGGAAAAGGGCACGCUGGAUGCCAUGCUUGUGGACGAACGAGACCCCUGGAACAUUUCAGAUGCCAGCGCCCAACUCCUGCACAAAGUACUCAGAGAGAUUAGUCGAGUCCUGAAGCCUGGAGGUCGUUUUGUGUCAGUGACCUUUGCGCAGCCGCACUUCCGGAAGAAAUUGUAUGCUCGCCAAGAGUACAGCUGGUCCAUCAACCACUAUCACUAUGGUGACAGCUUCCACUACUUUCUUUACGUUCUCACCAAAGGGGAGGAGCUUAGCCCAGAAGAUGCUGCAUUGGAGAGGAAGGUGCUUUCCCAGAUGAAGGACCAGCCCACUGUGGUCACAUUUCAGGAAGUUGAAAAUGAGGACUUUCUCAAUAACAUUGGCCUAUAAAAGCCUGCAACACUGAGCUAGCCAACAGAUACCAAGACUAAUGGUGUUUUUAUUUGAUAGUUAUUUCUGGGUUUUUUUAAAUGUUUUUACUCUGUAUUAAUGUGGCAAUGUUUGUUUUGUCAGUAUAUGAUUAGAAAAUUCUCAGGUCCUUGAAAUCUGAAUGUUUUUCAGGUUUGUAUAAAUGCAGUGUCUAAGGACAUGAGUUAUUGUAUGAGGCAAGUUGAGGCAUAAUUUUCUUCCUUUUGCCAUCAUAAUAUUUUAUACAGUGAUGUCAGUAGGAAUUUUAAUGAAUUAUGCCAGUUUCUUAAAAAUUUCUUUUUUUAUUUAAAAUAAUCGGGAAAAAUAUUCUUCUCCUUUCCCCUGCCUCCCUCUAUUUCAUGAUCUCUUUAUGCCUUUUUCUUCCAAUGUCUAUAUGCUGUUAUAUGGCUAUAAAAUAGGCUGAACCCAUUUGACAUAUUUACAUUCAUACAGAGACAGCCCUGUCAUAGAUUAAUCCCCAAAAACAAACCGUUUUAUUUGCUAUUUUCAGGAAACACAUCCCAUUGUAAAUGAGGUUUAAAUAUUGUACUGGCCACCAGGACUUGGUGACAGUCAUUAAUAAACCAGAAAUCAUUUAUUUUUAAUUUUGCUCUGAAAUCUAAUUACUAGCUAUUUUUAAAGGCUGGAAAAAGGUGCCCACAUUUCAGAGCUUCCUGUGAUGUACUGCAGAACAGAGCAGGAUUGCAAAGUUUAAUCUCAUUUUUUAAUCGGAAGAGAUGUUACUUUUAACAGACUUUUAAUGUGAUAAAACAGUGUUUUUAUGAUACAAGCUCAGUUAGUGUAACUUGGUAAUAUUGAAACUGAAACUUCGAUUUCUUCAUGGGACUUUUUGUAUUGCAUCACUUUAUUUUUAAUGUACAGUUAAUAAUCUGUAAAAUCUUCUAUUCUGAGGACAUUUUUUAAAAUGAAAUAUUAGAAAUUCUAUUUUUAUCUUUCUGGUAUAUCAAGGUGUAUAAAAUAACCUUUAUUACAAUAUGAAAAGUAUAAUCACCUUGAGCACAUCCCUAUUUCCCUCUCAACCAUGCAAGUGUGGAAGAGUGUCUCAGUUGGUUCUAAACACGCUAUAUGUUGUGUGUGACCUUAAAUCAUGACUAAUCAUUGGGGUAAUUAACCGUGUUAUACUGUAACACUUAAUGUUCAUUUGUUAGUUAAGAACAGUACUGAGGUGCAUGUCGGCAAAAUGCUAUGAUUUGCUAAUAAAUGCUAUUGAUUUGCGUAAUAAAUAUUUUAGCUGUGCCGAGCAGUUCAGCAGUCAGAGAUGUGUGAUGGUUCAUUAAGCUGCAUAAAGGCCUUUUCAUGUUCUGUUCAGCAGCAUUGAGCUAUGGUGCUGUAUCAGGUGAGCGGCCGGUAUUAUGUAUCAGCUGAUCCUGUCGGUUUCCCUACUAACUCACCUGGCUGCACUGGUGCCUUGAAUUAGGGGAUGGGGUGGAACAUAAUGUCCAAUCUGCUUGGGAAAGCUGAUAUGAGGGUCAUAGAGUGAGAUGAGCAUGCUCUUGUUACCACCAGCCACAGUACUAAUUUUGUAUUUACCCAGCUCCCUGCUCCUGACUGAGCUCAUGUGAAGGGCUUCAUAGAGAGUUGAUGAGUAGAAAACAAAAAUAUGAUACAUUAAAAUUCAAUAUUUUGUACAUUUUUCUAGUUGCAUUGAAUGUUAACCUUUGUAAAGAAUGAUCUGUGCAGAAAAAGCUGAUUUCAUCAAAUGAGAAGUAAGGAAGAUUUGGAAAUAAAUCAAAGAAUUGAAAAACAAAUGUAGACAAGCCUGGAUUUGCCAAGCAUCAACUGCCUAAAUGUCUGUUUUUCAGGAAAUUUGAUGAGAUGUUUAAAGUCCUUCCAUUGAGAAAAAUGUCUCAUUGUUUAAAGACCUGAUAUUUUGUCAAAUAUUUUUGUGUUCAGUACUGAAAUGUGAUCCACUUUUUUUUUCUUGCAGUUUCAGUGUAUGUGCAUUUUAUAAGGAGGCAGUCAGUCGUGUAUAUCCAUUAAAAUAUAUUAAAUAUCUUAUUAG
Molecule: messenger RNA, 3064 nt
Organism: Hemibagrus wyckioides
Lineage: Eukaryota; Metazoa; Chordata; Actinopteri; Siluriformes; Bagridae
Gene: ece2a
Product: endothelin converting enzyme 2a
Exons: 3
Coding region: 292-1023 (243 amino acids)
Molecular function (GO): S-adenosylmethionine-dependent methyltransferase activity
Source: RefSeq, a predicted model, not a curated record